UAAAUUCUACUUACUCUUAUAAUUUUCAUUCUUUAUAUUUUGUGAAUUAAACAUUAUGAAUCAAAGUAGCUCUCCUGCUAGAUCCGAUAGAAAUAUAGAUCCAAUGACAUCCCCUGCACCAGAUAUAGAUGAACCUUUUGAAGAUGAAAGUGAAUUACUUAAUGAAGAUAAUGAUAUUAAUAAUGAAGAAGAAGAAGGAGAAGAAUUAUUUGGAGAUAACAUGGAGGCGGAUUACCGUCCUAUGCCAGCUCUUGAUAGAUAUGAUCCAGCCAUGCUUGAUGAUGAUGAAUAUUCUGAAUUGUCUCAAGGAGAACGUGUUGCAGCUGAAAUAGAAAUGCGAAAAAGAGAUCGCGCAGCUGGAAUUAUAAGAGAUGAUAGAGAUUUACUUUAUGAUGAGACAGAUGAAGAUGAAACACAAACUCACAAACGACGCAUGGCUGAGAAGGCUGCUACUGGUGAUAUUGAUGACAUAGAGAUGAUAGAAUCUAUAGAAAACUUAGAAGAUACGAAAGGUCAUUCUAUCAAGGAAUGGGUUACAAUGUUAGGACCACGAACAGAAAUCUCCAAUCGUUUUAAGAGUUUUUUACGUACUCACACAAAUUCAAAAGGACAGUAUAUGUACAAAGAACGUAUUCGUCACAUGUGUGAAAGUAAUCAGUCCAGCUUUAUUGUGGAAUUCCCUAUUCUUGCAAGUAAAGAACAUGUUUUGGCUUAUUUUUUGCCAGAAGCUCCAUUUCAAAUGUUACAAAUAUUUGAUGAAGUAGCCAAAGAAUUGGUAUUAACUAUUUUUCCUAGUUAUGAAAGAGUUACAAGUGAAAUUCAUGUUAGAAUAUCAGAACUUCCAUUAAUAGAAGAAUUACGCACAUUUAGGAAACUCCAUCUUAAUCAAUUAGUUCGAACUCUUGGUGUUGUGACAGCUACAACAGGAGUGUUACCACAAUUAUCUGUCAUUAAAUAUGACUGUUCUAAGUGUGGAUAUGUUCUUGGUCCUUUUGUACAAUCUCAAAACUCAGAAGUCAAACCAAGUUCUUGUCCAGAAUGUCAAAGCUUUGGUCCUUUCAUGAUUAAUAUGGAACAAACAAUAUACAGAAAUUAUCAAAGAAUAACAAUUCAAGAAUCUCCAGGUAGAGUACCUGCAGGCAGAAUACCAAGAAGUAAAGAUUGUAUUUUGUUGUCUGAUCUUUGUGAUCGAUGCAAACCAGGGGAUGAGAUAGAUCUUACUGCUGUAUAUACUAAUAAUUAUGAUGGUUCUUUAAAUACAGAACAGGGGUUUCCAGUGUUCUCUACAGUAUUAUUGGCUAAUUACUUAUUUGUGAAGGAUUCUAAAGAAAUUGUAGAAUCUCUAACUGAAGAAGAUAUUGCUAGUAUUCUUGCUUUGAGUAAAGAUCAUCGUGUUGCCGAUCGAAUUGUUGCAAGUAUUGCUCCCUCUAUAUAUGGACAUGAAUAUAUUAAACGAGCACUAGCAUUAACCAUUUUUGGAGGAGAAGCAAAAAAUCCUGGUAAUAAACACAAAGUAAGAGGAGAUAUAAAUGUUCUAAUCUGUGGUGAUCCAGGAACAGCUAAAUCUCAAUUUUUAAAAUACAUUGAAAAAAUAGCUCCGAGAGCAAUUUUCACAACAGGUCAAGGGGCUUCUGCUGUAGGUUUAACCGCUUACGUACGUCGAUCACCUAAUACACGAGAAUGGACAUUAGAAGCUGGUGCUUUAGUUUUAGCAGAUCAUGGUGUUUGUCUAAUUGAUGAAUUUGAUAAGAUGAAUGAUCAAGAUAGAACAUCUAUACACGAAGCUAUGGAGCAACAAAGUAUCUCUAUUUCAAAAGCAGGGAUUGUUGCAUCGUUGCAUGCUAGAUGUUCAGUAAUAGCUGCAUCCAAUCCAAUUGGAGGCAGAUAUGAUGCUAGUAUGACCUUCUCAGAAAAUGUAGAUUUAUCAGAACCAAUUAUUUCCCGAUUUGAUAUAUUGUGUAUAGUUAAGGAUGAAGUGGAUCCUAUGCAAGAUAGACAUUUAGCUAAAUUUGUAGUAAAUUCGCAUAUUAAACAUCAUCCAACAAAUUCAGAAAAAACAGUACCAACAGAAUCAGUGGAAACAACACAAAAUCUAUCUAUUCCUCAAGAUCUUCUUAAAAAGUACAUUGUUUACGCAAAACAAAAUGUUCAUCCUAAAUUAACUAAUAUUGAUCAAGAUAAAGUAGCCAAACUAUAUAGUCGUUUAAGACAAGAAAGUUUGGCUACUGGAAGUUUACCUAUAACAGUAAGACACAUUGAAAGUAUAAUUCGAAUGGCUGAAGCUAGUGCAAAAAUGUAUUUACGAGAUCAUGUACAAGAAGGUGAUAUUAAUCUUGCUAUUAGAAUGGUUUUAGACAGUUUUGUUGAUACACAAAAAUACUCUGUUAUGAAAAGUAUGCGGCAAACAUUUCAAAAAUACUUAUCAUACAAAAAAGAUCAUAGUGAACUUUUGUAUUAUAUACUUCGACAAAUUACAUUGGAUACAUUAGCAUUUCAAAAAGCCUUACAUGGGAAUCGAAUUACAACUCUUGAAAUAUCGGAAAAAGAUUUAUUGGACAGGGCUAAACAGAUUGACAUACACAAUUUACAUCCAUUUUAUGAAAGUGAUAUUUUCAAAACUAAUAAUUUUGUAUAUGAUUCUCGAAGAAAGGUAAUUAUUCAAACUCUUCCUGAAACUAUUGAUGACUGAGAAAUCCAUGAAAUAUUUAAUUAUUUUAAAUAAUAUUUCUUAAUUUUUUUUCAUCAUGAAUGCAUUUUUACGAAUUAAUAAGCUUUUAUUUUAUAGACAUUUUAUAUGUAUUCAUGUAAUUGUUUAUACAGCUAUUUUAAUAUUAAACAUUUGUAAAUGAAAUAUUUACUAAAUUACAUAAAGUUUAUUGUACAUUAUACAUUUGUUUC
Molecule: messenger RNA, 2898 nt
Organism: Vespula pensylvanica (western yellowjacket)
Lineage: Eukaryota; Metazoa; Arthropoda; Insecta; Hymenoptera; Vespidae
Gene: Mcm2
Product: DNA replication licensing factor Mcm2
Exons: 15
Coding region: 56-2689 (877 amino acids)
Biological process (GO): DNA replication; double-strand break repair via break-induced replication; mitotic DNA replication initiation
Cellular component (GO): nucleus; MCM complex
Molecular function (GO): single-stranded DNA binding; single-stranded DNA helicase activity; 3'-5' DNA helicase activity
Source: RefSeq, a predicted model, not a curated record